Messenger RNA from Eurytemora carolleeae, 2442 nucleotides. RefSeq names its product transcriptional repressor CTCF. The record is from RefSeq and is a predicted model, not a curated record. The coding region runs from base 17 to 1987 and encodes 656 amino acids. The transcript has 21 exons. Gene Ontology annotation, biological process: positive regulation of DNA-templated transcription; epigenetic regulation of gene expression; negative regulation of transcription by RNA polymerase II. Lineage: Eukaryota; Metazoa; Arthropoda; Copepoda; Calanoida; Temoridae. Gene Ontology annotation, molecular function: RNA polymerase II cis-regulatory region sequence-specific DNA binding; DNA-binding transcription factor activity; chromatin insulator sequence binding.
AACUAUUACCUUAAAAAUGGGAGAUCCGGAACCUGAGUCUAUUGGAGACAUUCAGAAUUAUUUAGAGCACUUCAACCCGAAGGAGGUAGGCGGGGUGGUCAUCUCCAAGACGGAGGUCAUGGACGCCACAAGUUCGGUCAACCUGGGGUCAGUAGAUGCUACCGGGACGGGUCAAUACUUUGUGGAUCAGACCACAGGCCAGUAUUAUUACCAAUCGGCGGCCGACGAACCCUUUACUAUGGUCCAAACUGAUGAAGCCAUGGAAGACUCUCCUCCGACAAUUGACAGAGCUGAAGCUGCAUCUCCGCCCUCUAUUGUCCAAGAAGGAUUAACCUCCAACCAGGUUGUUUUAAACGACGGAGAUAAUCAGUUUCAAACAGUCACCAUCGUUCCAAACAAUUCUUCAAGUGGUGAGGUUAGCUAUGUCUUGAUAGUGCAACCGAACCAGAAGAAAGAGGACGGGGAGGCCGAGGCUGUUUAUGAUUUUGAUACAGAGGAUCCAGCUGAGCUUGAGGAAGAUCUAAGCCUGGAGGCAAAGGAAAGGAAACCAGCCUUCAGAAGACCACCUCCUGUUCAAGCUUUGUCGUGCUCGUACUGUAACUACACUACUUCAAAACGAUAUUUGUUAAGUCGGCACCUAAAGUGUCACAGUGACGAGAGGCCACACAAGUGUUCAGUUUGUGAACGAGGAUUUAAAACUCUCGCCUCUCUUCAGAACCAUGUUAACACCCAUACAGGAACUAAACCUCACAGAUGUAAGUUUUGUCAAGCAACAUUCACCACUAGUGGAGAACUAGUCCGCCAUGUUCGAUAUAAGCAUACACACGAAAAACCUCACAGGUGUACGGAAUGUGAAUAUGAAUGUGUUGAGUAUAGUAAACUGAAGAGACACAUGAGAUGUCACACGGGUGAACGUCCCUAUCAAUGUCCCAACUGCACCUAUGCAAGUCCUGACACAUUUAAACUUAAGAGACAUCUAAGGAUACAUACAGGUGAGAAACCGUAUGAAUGUGAUAUCUGCCAUGCCAAGUUUACUCAAAGUAACAGCUUAAAAGCCCACAAAGCCAUUCACACAGGUGAGAAGCCAGUAUACCAGUGUGAACUAUGUCCUACAACCUGUGGACGGAAAACUGAUCUACGGCUUCAUGUUCAAAAACUGCACACCAGCGAGAAACCUAUGCAGUGCAAAAAUUGUGAUAAGUCUUUUCCUGACAGGUACACCUUGAAGGUGCACAAGAAAUCCCACGAGGGAGAAAAAUGCUUUAAAUGUGAUCUUUGUCCUUACUCAUCGAUUUCGCAGCGCCAUCUUGAAUCGCAUAUGUUGAUUCACACAGACCAGAAACCAUAUCGUUGUGAUCAAUGUGAUCAGAGUUUUAGACAAAAACAGCUUCUGAAGAGACACCAGAACCUCUACCAUAAUCCAGCAUACAUACCACCACUACCAAGGGAAAAAACACAUGAAUGUAUUGAAUGCAACAGAGUUUUCAGGCAUAAAGGAAACUUAAUGCGGCAUAUGGCGCUUCAUGACCCUGAAAGUUCUGUACAAGAGAAAGCAUUGGCGUUGAAGUUUGGUCGACAGAAGAAAUAUCAGAUGAUAGACGGACAACAGGUUGAAGUGAUGGCGAAUGAUAACGGAAGUGAUGAGGAAGAUGAAGAAGAAGAAGGGGAGGAGGAGGAUGAAUCAGGAAUGACGGUCGAAGGACCAGACGGUCAGUACUAUGUUGUCCUUGACGUAACCCAGCUGGAGGUCCAGGCCCAGGAUGAUGUCCGGAGUGUCCAGGUGGUCCAGGACAACCAGGUUCAACAGGUUCUUAUCCAGGAAACACAGAUACUUAGUGAUAGCGGAGACGGGAAUAAACGAAUAGUUCUUUCGCCGAUUCUUGAAGAUACUCUCGAGGAAUCCUUGAUGCCACAGGAUGAAAUAAGAAUAAAGAAGCAAGAACGAGAAUCCUGUUUCGGCUUCGAUGAGGACGAUGAGGAUGAUUGAGCAUGAUCCUAAACCAGACCUGAUGCAACCAGAAACAGUAUUAAAGUUCUUUAUCUAAGAGAGGGAUAGUGGUUUAUGUUAACAGGAUGUAAUUGUAAACACAAUUUAUCCAGAAUUCGUUUAUUUCUAUUUAGAUCUGGAUCGAAUGUUUUCUUGAUUUUAAAAAAAUCUUACAUCUUUUUAAGAUAUUCACAAAUUGUUGUUUUCUUCCACAUAAAAAUAAUUUCAGACAAAUUUGUCGUAUAUUUUUAAAAAUUCUAUUUCUAAUUGGUCGCUUUACAAUAAAAUCCCAACCGUGACCUUUCAUUGUGAUCUUCUUCUGACCAAUUAUAUAAUUGUUAUCCAAGGCUGUUUAAUUAUAAAUAUAAUUAUUCGAUUAAAAAUAUAAUCAAAAUGUUAUUUUCUUCAGUACCAAAAUUGUUAAACAAUGUAUAAUAAAUGAAUUAAUGGACUAA